This is a messenger RNA of Onthophagus taurus, 958 nucleotides long. Its product is annotated as carbonic anhydrase 1-like. Gene Ontology annotation, cellular component: cytoplasm. Gene Ontology annotation, molecular function: carbonate dehydratase activity; zinc ion binding. The record is from RefSeq and is a predicted model, not a curated record. NCBI's taxonomy places the organism in Eukaryota, Metazoa, Arthropoda, Insecta, Coleoptera, Scarabaeidae.
AACUAGAAAUUGUCAACUCAUUGUCAAUUUGUAUUAUGUCAAUAGAAAUUUUAGGCUCUGGCAAUGGAAAGAUCUCGAUAAAAAAAUGGCUAGUAAAACAUCUUUAUUUAUGUUCGUACUGAUUUGUUUUCAAUUAAUCCCUUUAUAUAAUGAGUUAAAAGUCGAAAAAGAAAGGCAUUACUGCCAAGAAGGACAUCACACCUGGGAAGGAGCGUUUAAAUCAUGCGCAGGAAAAGAACAAUCACCGGUGGACGUACCUUGUUCAACAUGCAAUGUAGCGUUAAAAACAAAUUUUCCCAACUUCGCAUGGAGUCAAACGUAUUAUGAAUCACCUAGAUCUAUAAAAUUGAUAAGAACCAAAGAUACCGUGGGAUUACAACCAUGUGGAGUUAAAAUUAAAAUUAAAGGUGGUCCUUUACGCGAUACAUAUCAAUUGGAUCAUAUACAUUUUCAUUGGGGUGAUCAUGAUAAUAUUGGAAGCGAACACUCAAUAAACGGAAAGUAUUUUCCCAUGGAGGCUCACGCUGUAUUUUUUAAUACAAAGUAUGGGAAAUUAAAGAAAGCGGAAUUACAAAAAGAUGGUAUUAUGAUUAUGGCGUAUAUGUAUCACAUCGUUUCUAAAACUAAUGAUAUCGCGAUGAAUUGCGUUACAUGCUGUUUUGAAAAAUUUUAUUCAAGAUCUAAAAAGAUAACAAUUCCGAUUCCGUUUCCAAUGGCACGAUUGCUUCCCCCUUUUCAAAGACGUUACGUCUGUUACGCUGGAUCAUUAACUACUCCGCCUUGUCACGAAACAGUUACAUGGAUAAUUUUUGAUAAGAUAUUGGAAAUAUCUAGAGAAAAUAUUGAAAGAUUUCGAGAUUUGUACUGCAUCGAUCCUGGAUUGAGAAAUAAUUACAGACGUGUACAACCGUUAAAUGGAAGAGUAUUUGUUGCCAGAGCCUAAAUAAAUUUUUAUAAA